Molecule: messenger RNA, 205 nt
Organism: Diabrotica balteata
Lineage: Eukaryota; Metazoa; Arthropoda; Insecta; Coleoptera; Chrysomelidae
Source: the annotation of a GenBank genome assembly
AACCUUAAAAAAUGUUCAGGGGAUUUGUUUCCUUUUUGAUCGGCCUUUAUGCUGGAAUUUAUCUAAGCCAAAAUUAUGAUGUCCCAAAGGUUGAUGAUCCAACAGCUCUAUAUGAUAAAAUAAAGGAAUUUGCAGACAGCCAUAGGAAAAAAUAAUCUAAGAUUAAUUACAUGUUUUUAUUAAUUUUAAGAACUACACCUAUUAU